Molecule: messenger RNA, 711 nt
Organism: Ipomoea nil (Japanese morning glory)
Lineage: Eukaryota; Viridiplantae; Streptophyta; Magnoliopsida; Solanales; Convolvulaceae
Product: RING-box protein 1a-like
Exons: 5
Coding region: 110-487 (125 amino acids)
Biological process (GO): protein ubiquitination; ubiquitin-dependent protein catabolic process
Cellular component (GO): nucleus; cullin-RING ubiquitin ligase complex
Molecular function (GO): ubiquitin protein ligase activity; cullin family protein binding; zinc ion binding
Source: RefSeq, a predicted model, not a curated record
UUCUACAUCGAUUGGGAAAGCUGAAUUUCUUCUAUAUACAAUAUCAGAAGAACAGUUCCAAGUCUCGAGAGCAAUUGAAUCAUCGGAACCGAAACCUAGCUUUGAUUAGAUGGCAUCCUUGGACACCGAUGUGACUAUGGUUCCGGCCGGCGAGGGCGAGGGCGGCGCCGGAGCGACGUCUUCCGUGGCGUCGACUUCCUCUUCGGCCAAGAAAGGGAAGAAAUUCGAGAUCAAAAAGUGGAACGCCGUUGCUCUUUGGGCCUGGGAUAUUGUGGUGGAUAAUUGUGCAAUUUGUAGGAACCACAUUAUGGAUCUCUGUAUUGAGUGUCAAGCUAAUCAAGCUAGUGCAACAAGUGAGGAAUGCACGGUUGCUUGGGGAGUUUGCAACCAUGCAUUUCAUUUCCACUGCAUCAGCCGAUGGCUCAAAACUCGUCAAGUGUGCCCCUUGGACAAUAGCGAGUGGGAGUUCCAGAAGUAUGGUCACUAACCGCAUCCUUUGUGAAUGAAGCUACUUCCAAUCUUCUGCUCUGUUCAAAAAACUAUAUUCGGAGCAUGAUGGGAGCAUUUAAUGCUGAAAUGAUUUAAACUCAUGCAUUGCGGAUUUGGUUUGCUUAGUUUGUGAUAUGUAAUAUGUAUGCCAUUGAGAUUCGUUAGUUAUAUUUUGCUGCAAAAUCUAAGUGAUCACUUAUCUGAUGUCAAUACUUGUGAACC